This is a messenger RNA of Syngnathoides biaculeatus (alligator pipefish), 6369 nucleotides long. RefSeq names its product rho-associated, coiled-coil containing protein kinase 2a (gene rock2a). The record is from RefSeq and is a predicted model, not a curated record. Gene Ontology annotation, cellular component: cytoplasm; centrosome; cytoskeleton. Gene Ontology annotation, biological process: cortical actin cytoskeleton organization; peptidyl-threonine phosphorylation; actomyosin structure organization. The transcript has 32 exons. Gene Ontology annotation, molecular function: small GTPase binding; Rho-dependent protein serine/threonine kinase activity; ATP binding. NCBI's taxonomy places the organism in Eukaryota, Metazoa, Chordata, Actinopteri, Syngnathiformes, Syngnathidae. Bases 972 to 5105 code for a protein of 1377 amino acids.
UUUUUGAUAGUCCGUUGUAUAAAAAAAGCAAAAUAAAGUGGGGAAAAAAAUACGAACUUUCUAAAAUGAGUAAAUCAGGAGAUGGGUGACUGGCAGAGGGAGUCACGGGAAAUGCAGUUCUCUGUGUCAAUGGGAGGAGGCAGAAUACAGUCUGGAUCAGUGUUUGCAAUGCAUGUGUGUUGUUGUGGAGAUGUGACCGAACCUUGAACCGUUUUCUCUUCCAAGCGAACAAGGAGUUUUUUGGGGUUGUUGUUGUUUUUUCACGAUCAAAGCCAAAACUCCAGACGAGACGACGGUUGGAACACGUUCGAAAAUGCGAAGGGGAAUCCAGGAAAAGACCGCGUUGCCAUUAAAAAUUGCGAGCGGGAGAGCAGCCACGAAUCUCCCUGUACCUUCGUAACACUUGUGGCAUCGCAGAGGAGAGACUUUGACACCAACUUGGCUGCCAAGCUUUACCGAAUGGGGUGAAUUGAAUCUACGUUUUUUUUACAAACCAGUCCCAGGCAUUUGUAGAGGUACCAAAAAAAAAAAAAAAAAAAAAAAAAAAACGGAAGGGAAGGGGAGGUGAAGAGCGGCAAAGAAAACGCCCUGCUGCCACAGCCUGUUACCGUUAUCUCCAAAUUCAAACUUUAUCGUCGACUUCAAAAUGCAUCUCCCACUUAACGGGAGAUGAGAUGGAAUUUGGAACGUCGUGUCUGUUUUUUUUUUUUUUUUUUUUUUUUUUUUUCAAAGACUAACGUCUCGCGUGUUGUUGAAUUAAGGUUUGCCAGAGUUGUAGCAAGUCUCAUUGCUGUUGAAAUAUUUUCCCUCCUCGUUGUUGCACACUAUUCCUGUUAGAGACGAUCUGGGUGGGCUGGGAGCCCCAAGGGUGCCCCGCUAGGCUCGAAGUACCAAGUUUCACAUGUAAACCCAAGGACUUUGGGACAAAAAAAGGCUUUCCUUCUCGUUACUUGUCGAGCGACGCCGCAGACAUGUCUCAAGGCGCGGAGAGGAGGAUGGAAAGCCGGUUGAAGAAGUUGGAGGAUAUGAUGAGAAACCCCAGGUCUGCGUUAAACCUGGAAAGUUUGCUGGACUCCUUAAAUGCAGUGGUCUUAGAUUUGGACUACCCUGCACUUCGCAAGAACAAAAAUAUUGAAACUUUUUUAAAUAGAUAUGAAAAUGUCAUAAAACAAGCCAGAGACCUCCAGAUGACAUCAGAUGAUUUUGAUAGAGUUAAAGUGAUUGGUCGAGGAGCUUUUGGUGAGGUUCAACUGGUCAGGCAUAAAGCCUCUCAAAAAGUCUACGCCAUGAAGCUUCUUAGCAAGUUUGAGAUGAUCAAACGCUCAGACUCUGCCUUCUUCUGGGAAGAAAGAGACAUCAUGGCCUUUGCCAACAGUCCAUGGGUGGUGCAGUUGUGCUGCGCCUUCCAAGAUGAGCACUACCUCUACAUGGUGAUGGAGUACAUGCCAGGAGGUGACCUGGUUAACCUCACCAGUACUUACGAUGUGCCAGAGAAAUGGGCCAAGUUUUACACCGCAGAGGUGGUUAUGGCACUAGAUGCUAUUCACUCGAUGGGCUUCAUUCACCGUGAUGUCAAGCCAGACAACAUGCUGCUCGACAGACAUGGACACCUGAAGCUUGCAGACUUUGGUACAUGCAUGAAGAUGGACUCAACUGGUAUGGUACAUUGUGAAACAGCGGUUGGAACCCCUGACUACAUUUCUCCUGAAGUGCUGAAAUCUCAGGGAGGCGAUGGCUAUUAUGGUAGAGAAUGUGACUGGUGGUCUGUUGGCGUCUUUAUCUUUGAAAUGCUUGUUGGUGACACGCCAUUUUACGCUGACUCUCUGGUGGGAACCUAUAGCAAGAUCAUGGACCAUAAAAACUCCCUCAACUUUCCAGAUGACGUUGAGAUCUCCAAAGAUGCAAAGAAUAUAAUCUGUUCCUUUUUGACUGACAGGGAAUUGCGAUUGGGACAGAAUGGUGUAGAGGACAUUAAGCGACACCCGUUCUUCAGGAACGACCAGUGGACCUUUGACACAAUCAGAGAGACCGUUGCACCUGUGGUCCCAGAGCUGAGCAGUGACAUUGACACCAGUAACUUUGAUGAGAUUGAAGAUGAUAAAGGUGACGUAGAGACGUUCCCGACACCUAAAGCGUUUGUUGGAAACCAGCUCCCCUUUGUAGGCUUUACCUACUUUAAAGAAGACCAGUUACUAAAUGCUUCUAACAACUCCUCAUAUCCCAAUGAAAAUUCAAAGGGAGAGUCUGUAGCACUGCAGAAGAAGCUUCACCACUUGGAAGUGCAGCUGAAUAAUGAGAAGCAAGCUAAAGAUGAUCUGGAGCACAAAUUUAGAGCUUCCACAAGUCGUCUGGACAAAGUCUCGAAAGAACUUGAAGAUGAGGUGGCUAGCAGGAAGAAUUUGGAGUCAAGCAUGAGGCAGCUAGAAAGGGAGAAGGCACUUCUGCAGCACAAGAGCCUGGAGAGCCACCGCAAGGCUGAGAGCGAAGCAGACAGGAAACGCUGUCUUGAAAAUGAAGUCAACAACCUCCGUGAUCAGCUUGAUGAUCUAAAAAGAAGAAAUCAGAAUUCACACAUUUCCAAUGAAAAGAACAUACAUCUGCAAAAACAGCUGGAAGAAGCCAACAUAUUGCUGCGGGCUGAAUCUGAGUCUGCAAUGAGGCUCCGUAAAACCCAGACAGAGAACAGCAAACAACUGCAACAGCUGGAGGUGAACACACGAGAGCUGCAGGACAAAUGCUGUCUGUUGGAACGCAGCAAGUUAAGCCUAGAGAAGGAAUGCAUCAGCCUGCAGGCCGCCCUGGAGACAGAACGCAGGGAGCAUAGCCAGGGCUCAGAGACCAUCAGUGACUUGAUGGGGCGCAUAUCUGGCCUUGAAGGGGAGGUGCAGCAGCAGAAACGAGCUCUCUCCAAAAUGGAGAUUGAGAAGAGGCAUCUUCAAGAGAAGCUCACUGACUUGGAAAAGGAAAAGAGCAACAAAGAGAUUGAUUUCACCUACAAGCUGAAGGUGCUGCAGCAAGGGCUGGAGCAGGAAGAGAGCUCCCACAAAGCUACCAGGGCUCUGUUGGCAGACAAGAACAAGAUAAAAGUAACCAUUGAAGGUGCAAAAUCGGAGUCUAUGAAGGAAAUAGAGCAGAAGCUGGCAGAGGAACGAGCAGUCAAGCUCCGCCUGGAGAACAGAAUACUUGAACAGGAAAAGCACAAUAGCAUGAUGGACUGUGACUAUAAACAAGCUCUUCAGAAGCUGGAUGAGCUGCGCAGACACAAAGACCACCUCACAGAGGAGGUGAAGAAUCUAACACUGAAGAUUGAACAGGAGACCCAGAAACGUAACCUAACUCAAAAUGAUUUGAAGGCUCAGAAUCAACAGUUAAAUUCUUUGCGAACGUCCGAAAAGCAGCUCAAACAAGAAACAAAUCACCUACUGGACAUUAAAUGCAGCUUGGAAAAGCAGAACCACGAGCUGCGCAAAGAAAGACAAGAUGCAGACGGGCAAAUGAAGGAACUACAAGACCAAUUAGAAGCAGAACAGUAUUUUUCUACUUUGUAUAAAACCCAGGUUCGUGAACUAAAAGAGGAAUGUGAGGAGAGGAACAAACUCUUCAAAGACGUACAGCAAUCUCUUCAGGAACUACAGGAGGAGAGAGAUUCUCUGGCUGCCCAGCUGGAAAUCACCCUUACUAAAGCUGACUCAGAGCAGCUAGCUCGCUCAAUUGCUGAGGAGCAAUACUCUGAUCUGGAGAAGGAAAAAAUCAUGAAGGAGCUGGAGCUAAAGGAGAUGAUGGCCCGCCAUCGACAAGAAUUGUCAGAGAAGGACAUCACCAUCAAUUCGUUGGAAGAAGCCAAUAGAACCCUCACCAGUGAUGUUGCCAACCUGGCCAAUGAGAAGGAGGAGCUCAACAAUAAAAUGAAGGAAGCCCUUGAAGAAACAGAGAAGUCCAAGGAUUGGGAGCAGCAGAUCAUCCAGAUGAAACACACAUUUGAGAAGCAGCUGCAGUCAGAGAGGACCCUGAAAACUCAGGCCGUCAAUAAACUGGCAGAGAUUCUGAACAGAAAGGAGAUACGUGGUGGAAGUAGUCGCCGUGGCAAUGACACGGAUAUGCGCCGCAAGGAGAAGGAGAACAGAAAGCUGCAGUUGGAGCUGAGAUCGGAAAAAGAAAAGCUCAACAGUACCAUAAUCAAAUAUCAGCGAGAGAUCAAUGAAAUGCAGGCGCAAUUGGCAGAUGAGAGUCAGAUGCGCAUUGAGCUCCAAAUGGCGCUGGACAGUAAAGACAGUGACAUUGAGCAGCUUAGGAAUCUCCUCCAGUCACUCACUGUUCAGUCAAUGGACUCUGCCAGCAUCAGUAGUGGACCGGAUUUUGAUGCAGAUGAUGCCUUUACAGAAACAAGGCUUGAAGGGUGGCUUUCCCUCCCUGUGCGUAGCAACACUAAGAAGUUUGGAUGGGAAAAAAAGUAUGUUGUUGUGAGCAGCAAGAAGAUUCUCUUCUAUAAGAGCGAACAAGACAAAGAGCAGUCCAUUCCUUAUAUGGUGCUUGAUAUAGACAAACUCUUCCAUGUGAGGCCUGUCACUCAAACAGAUGUGUACCGAGCUGAUGUCAAGGACAUUCCAAGAAUAUUCCAGAUUCUUUAUGCCAAUGAAGGUGAGAGCAAAAAGGAGCCUGAAUUUCCUGUCGAGCCUCUGCCAAUUGGUGAAAAGUCCACCUACAUCUGUCACAAAGGCCAUGAGUUCAUCCCCACGCUUUACCACUUCCCCACUAACUGUGAGGCAUGCACCAAACCACUUUGGAACAUGUUCAAGCCUCCACCUGCUUUGGAAUGCCGGCGCUGCCACAUUAAGUGCCACAAGGAUCAUAUGGACAAAAAGGAAGAGAUCAUCGCUCCUUGCAAAGUGAACUAUGACGUGUCUACGGCCAAGAAUCUGCUGCUGCUCGCCAUGUCUCAGGAGGAGCAACAGAAGUGGGUGAGCCGUCUGGUCAAGAAGAUUCCCAAGAAGCCACCACCACCUGAGAACUUUGCACGCUCCUCACCACGCGCAUCCAUGAAAGUCCAGUCCACUCAGUCCAUUAGGAGAACCAGUCGACAGCUCCCCACCAGCAAGAGCAGCUAACCUUGUGCGGGAGGAGUGGGUUCAUCUUGAAGACAUCCCCCCUUAUAAAAUGAAGACUGUAUUACAAAGCUCUGUUGGCCAAUCAGCACACUGAAGUUCAACUCUCCACAAGCCGCCCUUCUGCUUCACGCCAGGCAUGACUUCCAGCUGCUCAUCUAGUUCAUGUUCCUGUAAUCAACUCGGGAACACUUGACGUGAACAUUGAAGCACGUCUCGGGAUUCUCGGCUCCCACAGAACAAGAUGAGAUGCACAUACCUCAAUACUUAAUUGAAGGACCCUCAUCUCCUCCUCUUCUUCAUUGUGGAUCAUGGCCAAAAUACUUUGUGUGUUAUUGUGAAUAGAAUUAAGGGUUUAUGUGGAAAAACUACAAACAAAAGAUCAUAAAUCCUGUAAUUUAAGCGCCGUUACCAUUCGUUGUAGCUUUCAACUGUGACCACAUUGGUCACUUAACUUGAAUAAGCGACUUUAGCAAAAGUGCCACCAAAGUCCCGCUUGUUGCGAUCCUGUCGGUCCUAAACAAAAAGAAAUCCACUUUGAAUGCCGGCUCCCGUUAAUCCCGCCGUACUGCACUGUCAGUUCAGAGUUGUUGUUUACUGAAUUGAAGGGAUUUACCUUCAUUGCUUUCCUGAUCCAGGCGCAGUUGUUUGAAUGUAAAAGCUGAAAUGCACCAGAGACAAGACGCAAGCAUUGUAUUCCUUGGAUCCAAACUUACUUGAUUGAAGCGCUUUGUCAAUCACAAAGCCACUGAAUGACCUUGCAUGUCCACUUGUUAUCACACGCGUACACACUGUGACACAUUUAGACGUGUCAUUCACAGAUAUGAAAGUGAGGGAAGUAUACCAAUAACCAGAGUUAGAGUCGACUCAACUCACUGAGUGACACUAUUUUAUUCAAAGUUUUUCUUCAAAGGUGUUUGGUAUGGUAUUUUUGUAUUCAAGGUAACCAGACGCUAGAGUUUGGGCACAUUGUUCUGUGUGGAUCUGGCUUUUAAAGCAAGUGGAGAGACAGGUUUUUUUGUUGUUGUUUUUGUCUUUUUGUGUGUGUGGGUGCGCGCUCCUUUAACCAUCAAGCAUGUUUUAUACAUAUAAAUAAAUAUACACGGUAAUAAUGUACACAGUAUAUAGUUUACAUGCGAUACAGUGCACAUAUUAUUUAUACAGAUGUGUCCACUUUGUAUUUAAGGGCUUUACAUUCAGACUGCAUGUUGGCUACCAAACAGUUCUCUAUAAUAACCACAAUUCAACAAUAAAGAUGUGGAUGUGC